This is a messenger RNA of Suillus bovinus, 1962 nucleotides long. RefSeq lists its product as uncharacterized. The transcript is spliced from 6 exons. Gene Ontology annotation, molecular function: DNA-binding transcription factor activity. The record is from RefSeq and is a predicted model, not a curated record. Bases 434 to 1852 code for a protein of 472 amino acids. NCBI's taxonomy places the organism in Eukaryota, Fungi, Basidiomycota, Agaricomycetes, Boletales, Suillaceae. Gene Ontology annotation, biological process: regulation of DNA-templated transcription.
AUCACCACAUCUUGCAACACUACGGCCAUCACAUUAACGGCUUCUCACCAUUGAAAUGUAAUCAUGGCGCAUGUUUUUCGACAUGUCCCUUACUGAGUUGCCAACUGGGGGUACUCAUUUUUACGGUACCGCCAGAACCUCGGGCGGCGCGACCCAUACCGUCUCGUACUUCUCAAGAAUUAUCGUCCCCUCCGCGUAUUACACCUAAGCUGUUUUUUUAUUCAAAUCUGCCGCAUCCGGAAAACAUGUCUGCCGUUACCCCCAAGUUAUAUCAGCCAGGUUCCCAUUGCUAUACUUCACCUAUAUUGAUCUAUAAUCAGAUCACUCUCGUUUUGUAUUCCCCUGCGCCCAUUGUUUGAUCGCCCACAUUCCGUCACGUUUCACGCUCACCAAGCACGUUCUGAACGUUACCCUCCAAUCUUGAACUUACAGCAUGGCAAGACCACGCGGUCCCAAUCCUUUGCGUUCAAUAUCACCGAGCCAAAGUACAGAUGAUAUUUUUCGGACGAUCAUGAAGGUCAGAAAAAGCUGGAAAAAUCUCAAGGGUAAUAAUACCGAGCCUGUAUGGCCACCUUGUCUCGAAGCCAUGAUGUUAAAAGGCCUUCAGGAAUAUGGAUCCGUUCACCCAAGCUACGCCCGGGAAGCACAUAUAUUAAGUCGGUUCCCUCAGCGCAAUCAGUUCAUCUCAGACUACAUCUACCGCAAGACUGGAAAGUACAGAUCAUCAAAACAAAUAGGCAGUCGUCUACAACAGUUCAAGGACACAUUCGAGGGUCGGGAACUCGUCGAUUCGCUUGCCCUGCAACGUCAUGGCGCGCGGAGUGAAGUCGACUCGUCGCGGAUGUUGUCUCCUCAUAGCCGGGAUGAACCUUACCCUUGUCCUUCCUCUUUAUAUUCGACGGUAACCAGCGUUGACAACUCAUCCACCUGCUCCUCUGAAUCUACUGGCUCAUCUGUAUCUGCUGGACAAUACAUGCCAUCGUCUAAACGAAACCACCUUCCUGACAUGCGUACUCCAGUAUACAUUGACAUUUUGCCACAGUCUAGCUCAUUCUUGAGCUCAUCUUCCGAGUCAUCACGUUUGGAUGCACCAUUUUCUUCUCCGCAUGAUUUACUCCCUCAAGGUGUCGCUUCACGCACUUCCUCAGACACACCACGUCCCAUAAGGGACGUUGAUACCACCGUGACCUUCGUCUCACCCUCAGCCUUCAUUGGCAAGUCAUCCUACAUAGUCUUAUUGGAUGGCGCACCCAUACACAGCGAGGACACAAAACUCAAAUGUGUCGGACCAUAUUUUACCGGUUCUUCCGGCGACGUUCCGUUACUAUACAGCACACCUCUAGUGCCCAAGUACUGGGAGACCCUGUGCAAAUCUCCAGAUCCUACCGUAUACACCAUCAUCCAGGAUGUGUACCGUAUUAUGGAUCCAGAAGCUCCCGCAAGAUCCUCAAGUCGCCCACGUCCAGUUCCUGUCUUCUCUGCUACAUACCACUUCCGGUAUCCUGUCUCUGUACACGCAUCCACAGCUUCCACGUUACCACAUGGCGCAUAUCAAACUAAUUCACAACUCCUCACAGACACUGCUCAUGCUUCUUCCGAGUUACUUAACCCCAUUCAUCCACUUUCUUCCCAAAAUUACCCCGUGUCCCCAAACUUCUCGGACCAAGAGUUGUACGAAUACGGCACGCAAAACAGGCUGGACGAACCAUUCAUAUUGGAUGGCAGCAUGGAUAACCUCUGUCUAGAUGACUUCAUGCCCAAUGACCACAACUCGCAUGAGACGACACACAAUGAGAUGAUGGCACAGUCAUCAUCAAGCUUCCCGAGCGACAUCCGCAAUUAUAUUAUGUAGAACAGUAUUGCACAGAUGAUUGUAUUAGAUUGGCAUGUAGUGUAUGCUUGUAAUUAUAUCGGAGUGAUCCCUCCAUUAUGAGGAAUGUUCCAAGUUUUUUCUGUCUCCUU